This is a messenger RNA of Penicilliopsis zonata CBS 506.65, 4593 nucleotides long. RefSeq lists its product as hypothetical. Gene Ontology annotation, molecular function: protein binding. The transcript has 5 exons. The record is from RefSeq and is a predicted model, not a curated record. Gene Ontology annotation, biological process: GPI anchor biosynthetic process. Bases 1 to 4593 code for a protein of 1530 amino acids. Gene Ontology annotation, cellular component: endoplasmic reticulum. NCBI's taxonomy places the organism in Eukaryota, Fungi, Ascomycota, Eurotiomycetes, Eurotiales, Aspergillaceae.
AUGGCGAAUACGGCCCCGCCCCGAAGUGUGCGCCCGGGUGAUUUCUUGGUGGUUGUCCAUGAUUUUGAGGCCCGCGGCACCGACGAGCUGACCCUUCGUCGAGGUGAUAAGGUUCAGCUGGUAGAGCUGGAUGAAGGGUUUGGGGAUGGCUGGUAUCUUGGAAAAGACAUCAAGACGGGGGCGACAGGGCUGUUCCCGGGAGUGUACACUGCGGUAACUCCUAAGAUCCCUGUCCGGCAGCAGAUCCAACCGCUUGUCUCGUCUAGCCCCGAGUCGCGAGAAGAAGACGAGGAGGAGCAGGCCGCCGAGAGCCUCACGGACAGAGACGCCCCUGUCAUGUCGCCGAUCAGUGAAGAUGGCACACCGCAUGCCUCCCGCCACGUGAGCGCCUCUGAUAUGCAGCUCCCGGCCACGACGGCGAAUCCCGCCGCAGCGACGCCGUCGCCGAAACAGCCGCAGAGAUCCAGCUCCUCGCCGCUGCCGGCCAAGUCGCUGGCGGCCGAUAUCCAACAGACGAUCAGACAGUCGAUCGAUAGCCAGAUGAACGGCGAGGACAGCCCUGUCAUGAACGAGACGCUGAGCGUCAUCGACGAACAUAUCACCAACCUCAGCACCCCUCGCCACAGCAUCGCUACCCAGGACCUGAAACCGGUCAAUGAUUCCGCCAGCGAGUACAGCAGCCACAUAAGUCACCGCCUCUCCUAUAUCAAUGGCCACGAGACAGAGGAGGAAGAGGAAAAUCAGCCGACGGAAGAGACGGUCCGCAAUUGGAGUCAGGCCGAAACCGCCAAACAACUGCGGAGCUGGGGCAUCGAACCCAAGCACUGCGACAUCUUCGAGGAACAGGAGAUCACCGGCGAUGUGCUCCUCGACAUGGACCAGGAUUUCAUCUUCAUGAAGGAGUUCGACUUUGGAGUCAUGGGCCGCAGGCUAAAAACCUGGCACCGCAUCAAGGCCUUCCAGGAAGAGAUCAAAGGGCUCAAGACCCCGCCGCCGCGCGGAUCGAUUGCGGGCUUGCCGGGCGCCGCGGCCUUCCCUUCGGACGAGCGUGCAGCCAGCCGCGCCGGUCACACCGGUCCUCUAUUCCCGCGGAUCCCAAGCCUGUCAGAGAAGUCCCCGUCAAGCUACCACCAACACCGGACGUCAAGUAUCUCGAUCCAGCAUCCUCGGCUCGUCAGCUCGACGAUGACCAGCAGCAGUAGCAACAACAACACGGCCGCUAGCUCCCCGAUGACUCCGCAGACUCCAUCCUAUGGUCGGGACUCACUACGGCGACCGUCAGCCGCCUCCAUCCGGGAGAUCAACCACUCCCGCCGCCAUUCCUCUAUUGACGCUACGGGUCGAUCCCCCUUGCUCACGGAUACGCCAUCGACAACCCAUCGCAAGAAGCCGUCGUUUGAUCGGAAUUGGACCAUGUCGGCCGGUGCUCAGGGGCUGCCGCCUCGUCCUGGAACCUCUUCGGGGGCAACGGCAGAUGGCAUGCUUCCUCAGCAUAUCUUUCGGGGUGCUGCUGAGACCAACGGGGCGGCAGCAGAUUCCGCCGUGACUGCUGGUGACCGGUACGACGAACUGGACCGGGGCUAUUUCUCAGGUACCGAGGUCGACAGUCGGAGAAGCCGACGGCUGCUGCAGAAGCGCACCAGUACCAAUGGAAGCCUAGGCCACUCGCAAAAACCCAGCUAUACGGAUGACCAGGGGCGCGCUAACCUACGCCACUCGCGCAUCGGCAGCGCCGAAUCGAUCCGAGACCAGGUGAAACCCAUCUCUGCCGCUGCCACCAUCUAUCACAAAGAUGCUCCUCCCAAGGGUCGGUUCCGAAGCCUCAGCACGCGUCUUGUCGAACGAUCGUCAGGUCAGCAGCCAUCCCAGUCCUCUACAUUCACCAACCCCGAGGAGAAGAGCUCCGGCGGCCUGAGUUUUCUGGCCUCGCUUGCCCCCCUUGUUGGGAAGACGGACCCAGAGAUGCCUGCUCGCUCCAACACCACGGCUCCGUUGCAGGUGAACAAGGGCGCGGGUCCGAGAUUCCGACGCACCAUCGGUCUGCGGAAUAUUUCAGACGUGAUCGGAAAGGGAACCCCAACCAACAGCGACAGCGCUGCGACCCCCGCCUCGCCCAGCAAAGACCAGGAUCCUUCUUCCUCUCGGGCCGGAUCGACCACCCCCUCUGGAACCUCGUUCAGGAGCUCCGAGCGUCUCAGCACCGAUGGCUCAAAUAAAGCCACCACUACCGAUAGCAGUGUGACCGCUCUUCCACGCCCGAGAACCUCUGUCAAAGGCGGGGUCAAAUCCAAGAAGGACACGAGCGCCUACACGCGGGGGUUGGAGAAGAAGACCCCACAGGAACAGAUCGAGGGAUGCGACUACUAUGGGUGGAUGAAGAAGCGGUCUUCGAACCUCAUGACCACCUGGAAGCCGCGUCUCUUCGUUCUCCGGGGCCGCCGGCUAUCUUAUUACUAUUCCGAGAACGACACAGAGGAACGCGGCCUGAUCGAUAUCACUGCACAUCGCGUCCUGCGCGCGGAUAACGACCCGAUCAUUCAGCUGCACGCGACGCUCACGGGAGCGACCUCGUCCCCGACCUCGCCACCCAAUGCGAGCAGCCCAGAUGCCACAUCGUCGUCGCCCACGGCGGCUUCCACCUCAUCCAAGACCAAGGCCUUGGGUGCCGAGUCCCCCUUCUUUUUCAAGCUGGUGCCCCCCAAGAGCGGGUCGUCACGCACGGUGCAGUUCACCAAGCCCGCCAUCCAUUACUUCCAGGUCGACAACGUGCAGCAGGGCCGCCUGUGGAUGGCGGCGCUGAUGAAAGCAACCAUCGAGCGCGACCUAACCCUCCCCGUCGAGACGACGAACAAACAAAAGACCAUCAGCCUCAAGCAGGCUCGGUUGAUGAACCAGCGGCCCCCAGCGCUCAUGACGACCCUCGGCCAGGAGCCGCCCGCCGCCGCCGCCGCCGCCUCCAGCAGCAGCACCAAGAGCCCCCUCCAGGACGAAGACCACCAUGGCCUGAUGAUCCAGGGCCUCAACCUGGACAAAUCGUCACCGGCUGAGGACGAUUUCAUCUCCUCGCCCGUCUUUGGCUCGCUCGACACAGGGCCCAUCUCGUUGCUCCCUGACUCGCCCGCCGAACUACUAGUCCUCGCGGAUCCCCAGUUGGAGGGCGACAGCUCGCUGCCGAGCGCGGAGGAUGAGCUCCUCCCGCGUCUAGGAGCGCGGUGGACGACAGUCAGGGAGUCUAUUGAGACACAAGAUGAUAAGGAGAAGAAGAGAGAUGUCUUUCGCCAGGGAACUAGCAUCUUUUCUACGAUUUCUAACGAGCUGCGCCUGUUCGUCACGGAGGACCUGCCUCGCUCGCUGGGUGCGACGCGCAAACGUAUCGAUCUGUGGGGUAACGAUCACUACCUCGCUCACAUCUACCGCACGUUACACUGGUGGACGCAGCCGACGCAUGUGACCGUUCUGGGCGAUUUGAUCGGCAGUCAGUGGGUGACGGACGAGGAGUUUGACCGGCGCAGUGGGCGAUACUGGAACCGGGUGUUUCGCGGGGGGGUCAGAGUGAGCGAUGAGAUUACCUCUCAUGCCGGUGUGGACGUGGACCAUACAGGAUGGUCGAACAGGAUCAUCAACGUCGCGGGGAAUCAUGAUAUCGGGUACUCCGGGGACGUGAGCCAGGCGCGGCUCGACCGUUUCGAGCGAGCGUUUGGCCGUGCGGACUGGGACGUGCGGUUCUCUUACGAAAUCGAGAACAACGAUACCGAUACUGAUGCUGAUCCUGAUACUCGCUCGACAACUACCCUUACGCCCACCAUCCACUUGAUCAAUCUCAACUCGUUGACUCUCGAUUCCCCCCCGUUCUCGGAAGACAUCCAGGGCCAAGGAUACGCUUACCUCAACGAUGUGAUCUCCCACCGCAGCUACCCGGUCGAGGACCGGACGACCUUCACCCUGUUGCUCACACAUCUACCCCUGCACAAGGCCGACGGGAUCUGUACGGAUGGACCGCUUUUCACUUUCCACGACCACGACGACGAGGACGGCCCGGACGGCAUCCCGCGCUUCAAAGCCGACGGCCUGAAAGAACAGAACCACCUCAGCGACCAUGUCAGCUUCGUCGGCGUUCUGCAGGGCAUCUUCGGCAUGAGUGGUGACGAGCAGGUUCCCGGACAUGGCCGCGGGCGCAACGGUCUGAUCCUAACGGGCCACGACCACACAGGGUGUGACGUCGUGCAUUAUGUGAAUCGGACGGGAAACAACCCUGAUGGCGAUGCCGACAGUGAUCAGCCGUCGUGGUCCUGGGCUGCUAAACGGUUUGGCCCGUCCGCUUCCUCCCACCAGGAUAUGCCGAACACGCCGUCUAUCCGCGAAGUGACGCUUCGGUCCAUGAUGGGGGAGUUUGGCGGCAACGCUGGCCUGCUCUCCGUCUGGUUUGAUACCGACCCGGCUGUGCGCGAGUGGCGGUACGAGAUCGUCAUGUGUCCUGUCGGGGUGCAGCAUAUCUGGUGGGCUGUUCAUAUCGGCGCAGUCCUCACUCUGGGGGUGAUGGCGGCAUGGGCUGUAAGUUUUCUACAUAACAAUCUAGAUUGGUUGUCUACGUAG